CAAAGCUCCUCCUCUGUCGUCGGAAAGCGGACACCGGUCACAUUUUGCUCAAUGAGAGCAAGAGGGCACCGGAGAGGAUUUCCUAAUUUCAACCUGCUGCUGUGCCGUGCGGCUGUUUUCUCGCCUCUGUUAAAGCAGAGGCUAAUAUGAAGACAUCAUUUGGCAAACCAGACCCUGGGAAGUACCUACAAUCUCAUCAACUCAUUUGAAACUGAAGACAACACCAUGCACUGUCUCCGGUAAAAACCCGCUCCCCACUCUUCCUACCAAGCCUUCGAGAGCGAGGACACGAUACGCUGCACAGACAUGGCUUCGGAUCAGCCCUGCAUAGAUUCACUAGAGCGAAGAAGACCCAUGUUGGGCGCCACCUGUAAGCGGCACGCCCAUCGGUGUCUGCGGAAAAAGCUGAGGCCCGUACGAAUCUUAGGGUUGGUUUUCAGCCUGGUGGCUGUAAGUGCCGUCUCCCUCAGUGCCUUUACCUGGAGCUCAGGGGGUCAAAGCGAGGAGAGUCCCCAAGAGUCGGUUCCCCACAGGACUCUACUUUUCACCCAACCCCAGACAGACCCCAACGCAUCAGCCGACAUGCCAAUAGCCAUGAAAUCUACAGCAGAUGGCAAUGAGAGCCAAGGAGAGUACCCACAAGACCUUUUCAGCCUUGCGGAAAGGCGCCAAGGAGCGGUGGUCCUCCACAUGUUCGGCAUGAUCUACAUGUUCAUUGCCUUAGCCAUAGUGUGCGACGAGUUCUUCGUCCCAGCUCUCACAGUCAUCACGGAGAAGCUGACCAUUUCAGACGAUGUAGCAGGCGCCACCUUCAUGGCGGCAGGCGGUUCAGCCCCAGAACUCUUCACCUCCAUCAUUGGUGUCUUCAUCUCGCACAGCAACGUGGGCAUUGGGACCAUCGUGGGCUCCGCCGUCUUCAACAUCCUCUUUGUGAUCGGGAUGUGUGCCAUCUUCUCCAAGGAGAUCCUUAACCUGACGUGGUGGCCGCUGUUCCGUGACGUCUCUUUCUACAUCCUGGAUCUGAUCAUGCUCAUCAUCUUCUUCCUGGAUAACUUCAUCUCGAUGUGGGAAAGUAUCACGCUGCUGACGGGCUACGCCGCCUACGUGAUCUUCAUGAAGUUCAACAGUAAAAUGGAGGGCUUCGUCAAAGACUGCAUGAACAAGAACCAAGUGGUAGAAGUAGAAGUGCAGCCCAAGGCAAGUCCUGGGGCACUGGAGGAUGACGGCAAGUUGUCGGCCAGGCCUCGCCUCCAAAGGGGGGGUAGCUCUGCCUCCCUGCACAACAGCCUGAUGAGGAACAGCAUUUUCCAGCUGAUGAUUCACACGUUGGACCCUUUAAGUGAAGAAUUUGCUGACUCUGGUAAAUUCCGAGAGAAGGCGUCCAUCCUUCAUAAGAUCGCCAAAAAGAAAUGCCAAGUGGAGGACAGCGAGAAGGCUAAUGGAGUGGCAAGCCGCUCAGAUAAGAACCUCCCAAACAGCUCCAGUGUUGAAGUGGAAGUGACGCCACCCAUGAAUGGAACAGCUGGACAAGAAGGGGAAACGGCUGAGGAUGAGGAGGAGGAGGACCAGCCCCUGAGCCUGUCCUGGCCCGAGUCCACCCGCAAGCGCUUCACCUACCUCUUAAUCAUGCCCAUCGUGCUCCCUCUGUGGUUAACCCUACCUGACGUCAGGAAACCGUCUGCGAAGAAGUUCUUCCCCAUCACCUUCCUGGGUGCCAUCUGCUGGAUUGCAGGCUUCUCUUACUUAAUGGUGUGGUGGGCUCACCAGGUUGGAGAGACCAUCGGGAUUACAGAGGAGAUUAUGGGCCUGACUAUAUUAGCAGCUGGAACCUCCAUCCCUGACCUCAUCACCAGUGUUAUCGUGGCACGCAAAGGUCUGGGGGAUAUGGCGGUAUCCAGCUCUGUCGGCUCAAACAUCUUCGACAUCACUGUUGGGCUGCCAUUCCCCUGGCUCCUCUGGUCCUUCUUCAGCGGCCUGAAGCCAGUUCAAGUCAGCUCCAAUGGCCUCUUCUGUGCCAUUGUGCUCCUCUUCCUCAUGCUCCUCUUCGUCAUCAUCUCCAUCGCCGCCUGCAAGUGGCGCAUGAGCAAGCUGCUCGGCUUCAUCAUGUUCAUGCUGUACUUCGUCUUCCUGGUGGUCAGCGUCAUGCUGGAGGACAAGGUCAUCACCUGCCCCGUGUCCGUGUGAGGACCCGCGAGGACCUGCUCCUUCCUCUCCUCUUGUCACUACCACAAACAACCACCGACACAACCAUCCUUCUUGUCUGCCAUCGCUCUCACCUGACCCUUGUGAUCCUUUAGAAGAAUACCGAGGAGAGAAUGAUGUAAAAAAUACGGAACCUACCUUUAUUUUCAGCAUGGAGGUGGUGGCGAGGAGGGGUUAAACCAACGAGGACGCAUGACUUUUGGCUUGGCUGGUUUAGCUUUAGCCUAACCUGAGUGGAUUUCUAUUAUUAUUGUUCUUUAACAGGCAGGCGAGGAGGGGGUUGUGGGUGUACCAGCCAUAUAUAGAAGCAUUAUGCAUGCUAGUAGUGUCACUAAAUGAGCUGGGAUCAAGACUACACCUGAUUGGCUGAGGAGGAGGAUAUUCCUGUGAACUCUUGAGGAGCUGUAAAACUCAGAAUUAAAUGCAGUGGCUGAGCUGAGAUUGAACACAGACUGAGAUGCUGUCGCCAAUAGAGUGAAAAGGGAUUUGUGGAUGAGGAAAUGGCAGACCGUGUGGAUGAAAUUUUUGCUUUCCUAUCUGGGGGUACAGAGCAAAAACUCUCCUGGGCUUUGCACCUGAGCAACAAGGAGAGAGCGCACUCUUGCUGGGCAGACAAACUUCUUUGUUAUUUCUUUUUUUUUUUUUUGCUAAAUUCAUCACAUGCUCAGUCUGA
Cheilinus undulatus (humphead wrasse) is the source of this 2875-nucleotide messenger RNA. Its product is annotated as sodium/potassium/calcium exchanger 2-like. Gene Ontology annotation, biological process: intracellular calcium ion homeostasis; long-term synaptic potentiation; calcium ion transmembrane transport. The coding region runs from base 307 to 2184 and encodes 625 amino acids. Gene Ontology annotation, cellular component: membrane. The transcript has 11 exons. NCBI's taxonomy places the organism in Eukaryota, Metazoa, Chordata, Actinopteri, Labriformes, Labridae. The record is from RefSeq and is a predicted model, not a curated record. Gene Ontology annotation, molecular function: calcium, potassium:sodium antiporter activity; calcium channel activity.